AUGGACGAGCUAAUGACAAUCGAUCUGGUCCCUGGGACAUCUAAACAGACCCGGAUAAGCAAGGACUUGGAGCCGUCCUUCCGAGAUAAGCUGGUAACGUUGUUGAGAUCUAAUAUGGAUGUUUUUGCUUGGCAAUCAAGCGACCUAACUGGCAUUGCACCUCGUACCGCCGUGCAUAGACUCAAUCUGAAGCCCGAAUGUAAGCCCAUAAAACAAAAGCGACGACACCUCGGGGCUGAAAAAGAUGAAAUCAUUAAGCGAGAGGUCCAGCGACUUUUGGACAUCGGACAUAUCCGGGAAAUUCAGUUCCCUACGUGGUUAUCUAAUGCAGUACUGGUCCAGAAAGCCAGUGGGCAGUGGCGGAUGUGCAUUGACUUCCGAGACUUGAACAACGCAUGCUCUAAGGACGAUUACCCCCUACCUCGUAUAGAUCAGCUCGUAGACGCCACGGCCGGGUGCGAGCUACUCAGCAUGAUGGAUGCCUCACAAGGAUACCAUCAAACCCCAUUAGACGAGAAAGAUCAAUCCGCAGUCAGUUUUAUCACAGCCACCGGCACCUACUGUUAUGUAGUGAUGUCAUUCGGCUUAAAGAAUGCAGGGGCUACGUCCCAAAGGUUGAUGGAUAAGAUGUUCCGGACCCAGCUCGGGCAUAACAUAGAAGUCUACGUGGACGACAUGUUGGUUAAAAGCAAGAAGCGUUCGACACACCUUGCCGACUUGGCUGAAACAUUUGCCACCCUUCGCCUUUAUGGGAUGAAUCUUAACCCCAAAAAAUGUGCAUUUGGGGUUAAGGCCGGAAAAUUUCUUGGAUAUGUAAUUACUCAAGAAGGCAUCAAGGUGAAUCAAGACAAAGUAGAAGCUGUACUCCGGAUGACACCACCUCGGUCCAUUAAAGAGGUACAAUCCUUAGCAGGAAAAAUGGUGGCCUUGGCUCGUUUCAUAUCGCGAAUGGCCGAUAAAAGCUUACCCUUCUUCAAAGUCUUAAGAAAAACAGCUCAGUUCGAAUGGUCCAAUGUGUGCCAGCUCGUUGAGGUGUUAAAGGUAUCACUGUCUCGCUUACCCGUCCUCAGCACCCUCGAAAGGAGUGAAACACUUUUCGUAUAUUUAUCCGUGGGCGACGAAGCCGUUAGCUUAGUCCUGUUUAAAGAGGUAAACAGCCGGCAGCUACCGAUUUACUAUAUUAGCAGGAUCCUAACGAGCUCGGAAACUAAAUACUCCGAAGUCGAAAAAAUUGCUUACGCAUUGGUCCUUACCACGCGACGGCUGCGGCCUUACUUUUUAUCACACACUAUUGUAAUUUGCACGAGCUUGCCACUUCGUCAAACCUUGGGCCAACCAACGGCGUCCGGGCGAAUUGUCAAAUGGGCUGUUGAGUUAGGACAAUACAAGAUUCAAUAUCAGCCCCGUACUUCGGUCAAAGGACAAGCACUUGUGGACUUUAUCCGAGAAACUACCACAAUACAUAUCGAGAACGAGUGGAAAAUCUAUGUAGAUGGAUCCUCUACGGCGUCAGGAGCAGGAGCAGGAGUCAUAAUCAUCGAUCCCACGGGAAUGGAGCUCGAAUUCGCUAUUAAAUUACCGCGGGUUUCCAAUAAUGAGGCAGAAUACGAGGCUGUUAUCCGAGGUAUGGAAAUCGCCCAGGAGCUUGUUAAGUGUUUUCGACCAACAGAGUUGGGCGCCCGAGUAAUACAAGUAAAUUCCGAUUCCCAGCUUGUGAUACUUCAGUUGGAAGGGGAUUACGAAAUAAAGAAUGCCGGAAUGGGGAUUUAUGUAAGUAAAGGGGGGGCUGUCCAAGAAGCCUUUGAAGCAUGCCCCAUUUGUCAAUUUCGGGGGAAGGCCAUUCAACGAGCUGUUUUCCUCGCUAAAAUGGGGUUGUCGGUUUUGGACUGCGUUGAGAGAAAGAUAUCCAUCUUCAUUGUUCCCCCCCCCCCCCCGCCCCAAUUCUCGGAAUCACGAUACUCGAAGAAGAAGAAAUCGACUGGCGAGCUCCUUUAUUCGCAUACUUUCAGGGAGAACGAGUUGGAAAGGCCAGAGAGCAACACCGCUUGGCAUACAAAGCCCAGCAUUUCUAUGUGCGAUACGGAAUACUAUACAAAAGAAAUUUCACCACGGUGGACGCGAGGUGUUUGGGAAAGAAGGAAGUUCGCCCCACUCAUACAUAAACCGGGAGAGGAAAUGAUCAUCAUGAGUGCUCCAUGCCCCUUCGCACAAUGGGGGAUCGAUUUGGUAGGGCCUUUUCCGCAAACGAUAGGUAGAAAGAAGUUCCUUAUUGACGCAGUGGACUAUUUCACCAAGUGGGUUGAAGUAGAGGCCUUAUCGAAAAUAUCGGAGGACGAAGUCAUGCACUUUAUAUGGAAAAAUAUCUGCUGCCGUUUUGGCUUACCUCGGAGCCUCGUGUCGGAUAAUGGCACCCAGUUUAAUGGAAAGAAGAUCCGAGCUUGGUCCGUUAUCCCAGUCGAGGUGGCAAUUGACACACUCCGCAUAACCACGUUUGACAACGAGAAAAACAAUGACGCCCUGAGAGCACAGUUGGACGAAGUUUUUGAUUUACGAGAGGAGGCUUACCUACAUAUGGAACGAAGUAAAAACUUGAUUAAGGCCCGGUAUGACAGGGGAGUCCGGUCUCGCACUUUCCAGAUUGGCGAUCUAGUCCUUCGUCGAGCAGACGCCCUAAAAAACACAGGCAAGCUAGAAGCCAAUUGGGAAGGCCCGUAUACAGUUGCCAAAUGCUUGGCUGGUGGCGGAUACGAGUUAACAGACAUGGAAGGCAAAGCACUGCCACGUGCAUGGAACAUAGCCCAUUUAAAACGCUUCUUCGCGUAA
Molecule: messenger RNA, 2823 nt
Organism: Erythranthe guttata (spotted monkey flower)
Lineage: Eukaryota; Viridiplantae; Streptophyta; Magnoliopsida; Lamiales; Phrymaceae
Source: RefSeq, a predicted model, not a curated record